UUUUUCUUUUUUUUGGCUAGCAACAUGGAAGUAAACAAGAGUUGGGAAGGACAGCAUUUUUUGUUGUACCUUCGGUUUUAAAAGCGAACACAACAUUUGUCUUCUUUUGGAAUCCCAUCACGUGGCCCAGGACGCCGUUUGAGGCCGCCGGUGUUUGUGAGCUUAACCGGACUCGGAAAGUGGAAAAGUGUCGUCUGCAUUCCAGGCACAUUUUCGCUUUAAAUUGCACGCGAAUGCAGAAUUCGUCGCACAGCCAAUAAUAAUAUCAAGUAUAAAAAUAUGAGUAAAAGGCGUUUUUACAGUGCUACUAUUGAAAGCAUUGGCUAGCAUAAAUGACUAGCGUAAACGUGUGCUACUGUCCUGUACACCCGCUUUAAAACGUCAAACAAGCACAACAACUUGUGUAUGUACGCAGCAAGUAGUGUUCAAAUCCAUUUUCCCAGUGAACAUAAGCAAUUGUCACCUGUGGUAGAAUUCUUAUAUUUUUGCAUAUUUUCCAAACUUUCAGGUUUGAGAUCAUCAAAAAAAAAAAUUCCAUAUCAGACAAAGAUAAGCCAAGUGAAUUUAAAAUGCUGUUUUUAAGUGGGGAUUUCAUUUAUUAAGGAAAAACCUGGCCCCGUGGGAAAAAACAAAAAAUUACCCCCCCCCCUCCCCCCCUUGUUGAAUCAUGAAUUAAUUGUGGCUAAUCACAAUUUUCGGUUAAUUUAGAGGUCAUUGAGGUUUUCACUUUUGUCUCAACUGCUAGAGAAUAAUUUUGAAGGUACAGUACUCAGUAUACACAUUGGUCCAUCUUGUGAUCGGAUCGGUGAUUCCCUCCAGAUCUGUUCAAUCAAGAAAUCGCUGAAUAAACAGAUUGUGUCUGACAAAAUCAAGUCGGACAAAACAGCUGAAAAAGCUGCAACUCUGCACGAUCCAAAGAAAUUCCAGAACAGUCGAGAAAUUAAGUAAUUGACAUCCAUCAGUCUGGAAAAGGUUACAAAAGCUUUAGGAUUCCAGCGAACCAUAGGGAGAGCCAUGAUCCUCACAUGGAGAAAAUAUGGAGGAGUGGUGGCCAGGAGUGACCGGCCUCCAAAGAUUACCCCAAGAGAACAGCAAUAACUCAUCCAGGAGGCCAUAAAGGAACUCAGGACAACUUGUAAAGAACUGCAGGCCUCCCUUGCCUCAGUUAAGGUCAGAGUUCAGGACACAACAAUCAGGAAGAGACUGCCGGGCAAAAAUUGGCAUCCAUGGCAGAGUUCUAUUACCAAAACCACUGCUGACCAAAAAGAACAUAAAGGAUCGUCUUACUUGUAGUGUACUGACUAAAAUGUGUUGAACUGUAUUUGUUUGAAUUGCUGUUGUGAAAACUAGUUAAAAGUUUGUUUGGUUCUUUGUGUGGAUGGAUACUGGGGUUUCCUGCGUCCCGAGGGGUCUGUGAACAUUUCAGGUUUUUUUUUUUGUUUUAAUGAUUGAUUGAAGGGGUGGUGGUCCAAUGGGAUUGGGGGAAGGAGGUGAGUCGUGAAGAGGAAGAGCGGGAGAUGCGGGACCAGAGAGGGAGAGUUUUUUUUUUGGCGGGGGUCUGCACCUGGUUUUUGGACACGAACGGAUGCUUGGACUGUUUUUGGAAACGAACGGAUGCUUGGACUGUUUUUGGACACGAACGGAUUCUUGGACUGUUUUGAACGCGAACGGAUUUACUAUUUCAAAGCCACGGGUCCUGCCUGCUCAACGCCACCGGGCUGCCGCUUCGACGCUACGGGAUCCAGUCGCUGUGCCUACUGAAGCGUUUUGAGGGCUCGUUCCUACGACAAUCGGUUUGGGUUUUUCCCCCCAGUGAACUGAGGGUUCAACGGUUUUGUGAGUACUGCCCAGUGAGGGCUACAUACUUUUGCAAAAAAAAAUAAAUAAAUAAAUAAAACAUCUGAAAUAUUGACUCAAAAAAGACUUUUGGGAAAAUAUUAUAUGGCCUGGCAAAAUGAAAGUUGAGCUUUUUGGAAGGUGUGCGUCUCGUUACAUCUGGCAUAAAUGUAGCACAGCAUUUCAGAAAAAGAACAUCAUACCAACAGUCAAACAUGGCGGUAGUAAUGCGACGGUCUUGGGCUGCUUUGUUACUUUAGGACCUGGACAACUUGCCGUGAUUGAUGGAACCAUGAAUACUGCUCUUUAACAGAAAGUCCCGAAGGAGAAUGUUCGACCAGCAGUUUAUGACCUUCUGAAUGGCUUUAAAAAAUAUUUUUAUCAUGGCCUCGUCAAAGUCCAGACUCCAAUCCGAUUGAAAUGCAGCGGCAUGACCUUCCACUUUUUCACACAGGGCCGGGUAAUACAUAGAAUCACCAUUUUAAGUCCACUUGGGUUAUAUUUGUCUGAUAUUUUGAUGAUCUUAAACAUUGAAGUGGGGAAACUAUGCAAACAAAUCCGAAUUUGAGAAACCUUUUCCCGACACUGUGAGUGAAGACUGAGAUGUGUGUGUACAGGGUCUCCUGCAUAUUCCCGCCUGGCGCACUCACCUGGUCACAAUCGGAUUUUGAUCUUGUUGCUAAAGAACUAACAGAUUUUUGGGCCCGAGAAUGGAAUGAAUGAGGUUGUCCGUACAGGGGAGGCGUCCGUGGACCCGCCGGGAAGUCCAGAUUUGGUCCCCUCGGUCUUCUGUCAUUUGAAAGCUGACAGGACGGAAAUGAGACUUGACGCUACCAGCCGGUCCUCACCAGAGCCUGCCGGCGCAGCUCAAGAGUUUGUGGAGCCCCCUCCAUGUCUUACGAACGUCCGGGAGCGGCCCGCCGCGGUGGAGGAGGUGGAGCCGGCGCCCCCGCGUGUGAAAGAGGAAGAGCAGGAAGUGCCGGUGAUCUGUGUCAUUGUGAAGAGCGAAGAAGAAAGGGAGGAGAGGAGAGCAUCAGAAGCAGACGGCCUCCUGGCGCCACUCUCCGACGCUCCCGACACCGAUGACGGUGAGGAUGAAGACUCCAAAGGGGAUGGCGUGAAAAGGCACAAAUGUUCCCGGUGCCACCAAACUUUUGGCGACAAGAGAAAUUUAAGAGCGCACGCGAGAACACACACGAGAGAGAGAACCUUCGUCUGCUCGUUUUGCGGUAAAAGAUUUCCCCGCAAGGCUCAUUUGACCGCACACGCACGCAUACACACUGGCGAGAAACCCUUCUCGUGCGCCGUCUGCGACAGCAAAUUUCGGGAUCGGUCCACGCUGGUAACGCACGCCCGGACGCACACGGGGGAAAAACCGUUCUCCUGUUCCGUGUGUCACGUGAGCUUCAGCGUGAGCUCCACGCUGGUCCAACACAUGAGCACGCACGCCCGCCGCAAAAUGUUCUCCUGCUCCGUUUGCGGGAAGAGAUUAUCCCGAAAGAGAAGUCUGGUGACGCACGCGAGGACGCACACGGGAGAAAGACCGUUCUCCUGCUCGCUGUGCGCCAUGACGUUCAGCGACAGCACGGCGCUGGGACGCCACGUGAAGACUCACACGGGGCGCAAAGCCUUCGCUUGCUCCUUUUGCGCUCACAGGUUCUCUCAAAAGUCGCAUUUGGUGGCCCACCUGAGGAGACACACGGGGGAAAAACCCUUCUGCUGUGCCGUGUGCGGGCAAAGCUUCGCUCAGAAAGGACACUUGGCGAAGCACGCCAGGACGCACACGGGAGAGAAGCCCUUCGCUUGCCGAGCGUGUGAGGAAAGCUUCGCGUACAAGUAUCAACUGGACAAACACGCGUGCGCUCAAGCACGCGUCACUGGAUAAAAGCCUCGCAACAAAUGUUGGCCGAGGUUUUUGGGCACGGAGGAUUCGCCCCGUGGAUCGACGCGGGCCGUUUAUGUCCGCCUCGUUUCUGCCAGCGAUUUCGACACACAGGAGCUGGAACGAGAACUAGACUUAUUGUUGAAAAGUCAACCGCGGCGCAGGGAGGCAAGGGAGGCAAGGCAGGAUGAGUCGGGGAAGAACAGGACGUUUAUUUCCGAAAAGACAAAACGGGCAAACGAGGCCCACAGAAACGUCUCAAGACCAAAUAAAUAAAAGCCUAAAAAAAAAAAAAGGAAAUAAAAUGAGGGUAAACAGACCGCAACAUAAACCAUAACGUGACACGAGAAACGAGACAAUCGGCAACAACGAGGCCGUGGAGGAAAUCUUUGUGGUGUACGAGUACGAGGACGGCAAGAAACUAAAGACAAGCAAAGUGACGAGACAACGAGCAACACCUGGACAAGACGCGAGUGCCUGCGGGGAGCUGAUUGGUUGACACAAGGUAGCGGGGCUGACGAGCGCAGGUGGACACAAUAACCGAACGAGCAGGACAAGCCGUGAAGGUGGCGCAGGGAAACUUGACAAAAACAUGAAACGCACUACAUCGAUUCCAAACCCGUCCACAAAAACCCAUCAGGAGGGCGGAGCCUGUCUUUGGCGGCUGCUCGCGGUUCCUUUGCUAUCAGCUAUAAUCAUCAAAAUUAUACGCAUGUGCAAAUUAUACAUAUAUAUUUAAAAAUCCUGAAAUAUUUCAUUCAAGUGUAUGUAGUGCACCUCUAUAAUAUGAACUUCACAUUUUGAAUUGAACAACGUAAAUAAAUUACACUUUUGACACUAUUGUAAUUCA
Phyllopteryx taeniolatus (common seadragon) is the source of this 4568-nucleotide messenger RNA. Its product is annotated as gastrula zinc finger protein XlCGF8.2DB-like. NCBI's taxonomy places the organism in Eukaryota, Metazoa, Chordata, Actinopteri, Syngnathiformes, Syngnathidae. The transcript has 4 exons. The coding region runs from base 2552 to 3721 and encodes 389 amino acids. The record is from RefSeq and is a predicted model, not a curated record. Gene Ontology annotation, cellular component: nucleus.